AUGUUUGUGCGUGUUAGGUCUUGUUGGCUACGCCGCUGUAGUGCAUCAUCUUCUCGAUCGUUUUCUGCUCUUGUCGAUUCAAAAUGGGUACGCGCGGUAGAAAGUAAUCGUACGUCGGAGCUACUAUUUUUGGAUUGUAACCAUCCUUCGCUUUAUGAUCGCGGCCACAUUCCUGAGGCCAUUUCUCUCACGUUGGCUUCAUCUCUUUUUAAGGAUCCGACUCCUCAAGCCACUGGCGUUGUUGACUUAGAGCUCUUUGUGGAUAUGAUUAAGGAGUUACCAGUUUCUGAAAACACGACGAUUAUAUUCUAUGACGAUGAAUUGAGUCUUAAAGCAACGCGUACGUGGUGGGUCUUUCGUCAUUACGGAUUUCCACUCAAGCAGCUUAAGGUGUUAGAUGGAGGUCUCAAGCAGUGGCAAGAUGAUGGCAAUGAAGUAAAGGCGGAAAAAUGCAACGGAGUGCGAAAUCAUGUUGUGCCUUGGAGAUCACCUGUCGACUCGCACAAGCUUGUUGGCUUACAAGACGUGCAAAAAGGUAUUGCAGAGUCAUCUACGCAGUUUGUGGAUGCGAGAUCUUCGGGUGAGUACUGGGGUGACGAUGCUAAUGGCAAUGCACGCGUGGGUCAUAUACCGAGAGCUUUCAAUUUCAAUUGGAUCGAAGGUGUAAAUCUUCGUCAAAAUGGAAAGUUUAAAACUAAGGAAGAACUUGACAAAAUAUUCGUUGAUCAUUUUCAUCUUGACAAGGAAAAACCAGUUAUUACGUACUGUCAGCGGGGGAUUCGAGCGGCUCACACAGCAUUUGCACUUGAGCAGGUUAUGGGUUUUAAAGAUGUUAAGAUAUACGAAGACUCCAUGCUACAUUAUUUGAAUCGGGAGGAUACCGAAGUGGUGCAAAAGUGA
Plasmopara halstedii is the source of this 900-nucleotide messenger RNA. Its product is annotated as Mercaptopyruvate sulfurtransferase/thiosulfate sulfurtransferase. Bases 1 to 900 code for a protein of 299 amino acids. The transcript has a single exon. Gene Ontology annotation, biological process: transsulfuration. Lineage: Eukaryota; Oomycota; Peronosporomycetes; Peronosporales; Peronosporaceae. The record is from RefSeq and is a predicted model, not a curated record. Gene Ontology annotation, molecular function: thiosulfate-cyanide sulfurtransferase activity. Gene Ontology annotation, cellular component: mitochondrion.